Messenger RNA from Symbiodinium pilosum, 7095 nucleotides. The record is from the annotation of a GenBank genome assembly. NCBI's taxonomy places the organism in Eukaryota, Dinophyceae, Suessiales, Symbiodiniaceae.
AUGUCAGGUGGCUGGCAAACACAAGGCGCUGAGACUACGCAGUGGGGAAGGGGCGAAGCUACGACUUCAUCUUGGCCUACUUGGUCGGCGACCGCGCAUGCAACUGCACGAGCGGAUGGCGAGGAGGACGACGACUUGGAUGACGGCCAUGGACCGAAUCUGAGACAGAUUCGCGUGGCUGGGGCCAAGAUGGGCGGCAGCAGGACAGCACCUGGAGGUGGGGAAGCUGGAGCCAAAGCAAAGGAGCCAAGCAAAGGGGACUACAGCGAUCCACCUUGUUGGGGUGGGACUCAAACACUGAUGUCCCUGUGUGGCGGCCGCUUUGAGACGCUCAGCAAGCAACCUGCCUGGGAUCUCCAGAGCCGCCUCGAGCACGUGGCGGAGGAAGUCCUGGCGAGCCCUGCCUACUUGGACACGGUCCUCAAGAUUCUGGAUGCCAUUGCUGGCGAGAAGGACGCCUCGGAGAAGCGACGAGUUGUUCGAGCUGCGCUCUUUGAUGGGGCAAGGAAGCGCGACGAGACCCUUUCGCAGUUCGCAGCCAGGCGCGAGCAAGAGCUUGCUGGAGCGGGUCGGUACCUCACGAUUCCGUCCGAGGAGACUUCUGGUCUCUUUAGGCAGGGCACCCAGAACUUGCGCACUCUUACGGGUGGCUCUGUGGACUAUGACCGGGUUCUCAAUAGCUUGAAGAUGCUUGAUGUUGAGGAGGAACCACUUACCAAGGGCAAGGCCUCGCUUUUCACCGGCAUCACCGAGGACCAGGUCGAGUGCUUCUUGGCGGAGGUGGAUGACGUCGACGAGGACAAGGUGAUCGAGAUGCUGGUGGCUUUCGAGAAGGAGAUGGGCGAGAACAAAGGGCGCGAGAAGCGCCGAACCUGGAAGGAGAACAAGGAGCGCAGGCAGGCUCAAAAGAAGAGUCGCCGGAUUCUUGAACGUGGAGAGCGUCCGCGCCUAAGGACCGCGCCCGCUGCGCAAAUUGCGGCGAUUGCGGACGCCGGAAAGCCGAGUGCAAGAAUCCAUACGGCUCGAAGGAGGACCGGAACAAAGGGCAGUGGCGUGGCCGGAGGUGCGGCCAAGAAGGCCCCGGAGGCGCGGAUUAAGGACUACUUGGUGAAGACUGGCCUCGCCGACUUCGAGGGCACGGCCAACGACGAUCGCGGGCACGGCGAUGUCGACACGGACUACUUGGCGAAGACUGGCCCCACCCACUUCGGGGACACGGCCGACGACGAGCUUGAGGAGCUUCGCGAGCAUAACGACGGCAACGCGGAGAACGGCGAGCGCGACGGCUGGCGGACGGCUUGGUGGUGCGCUUUCCUUGACGUGGACGUGGAGCUUCGCCGGCGCGUGCUUCAGCGCCAACGCCAGAAGGACCUGAGUGAUGAGCUCUCGACUUCCCUCUUUACUUUGGAGGCCGGGCAUGCCAUCGUUGACAUCGGCGCGGCGCAGGACCUAAUCGGCGACGAGGCCUUUGAAAAGCUGAGCCAACGACUUCGUGGGCAAGGUCUUCGCUGCUUGAGGCUUGACGGACAACCUUCCGCCGCGCACGGCGUGGGAGGCAAGGCGGAACCGCUGUUCGUUGUUCCAUGUCGGUUGGCUGGAGUUCCUGGAGUGAUUCGAGUCACCGUGGUCCGUGGAGGCGUCCCGCACUUGCUCUCCGUGGGCCUUCUCGAGUCCAUGCGCAACACCGUGAACUACCAGGAGCUUGGCGUGAGUGAGCCUAUGCAGCGACUCAGAUCCGGCCAUCGCAUUGUAGAUGUGGCUGAUUGGCCUGGCGGCGCAUUCCCUGUGCCUCCUCAUCUCAAAGAAGAGCUUGGCCUGGAAGACGUCCUGUUGAACCACAUCAUGGGCAUGUUCCGCUGUGCACUGCUGCAGCUUGCCCACAUGUGCGUGACCAAGUUUGCGUUGCGCCACUUGAUGUUCAUGCCCAGGUUCUGCAAAUUUGCGACUGCGACUCAUGGAGACGGCGCCCGAGCAUCGAUGGAAGCUGUUGACGCAAGGCCUGCUUGCAGUGCCGCCGUCCUUCCACCUCCGUGGUCAACCGUGCCAACCAGUAUGACAGCUGGGCUCGGUGCCUCAUGUGUUGACAAAGCUCUGACCUACGUGCCACAUCGGACGAGGCCGCCCAGCAAGAAGGAAAAUGGCAAGACAGCGGGCGCGGCGGGCAGCAGCAAGGAUGGCGUGGUGGAGAUGGUGACGGCCGUGACAAAGGCGAUGUCGGAGAACAACCAGCAACUUCAGGCGGCGAUGGCAGAGAGCAACCGACAGGUGCUGGCCGGUAUGGCGGAGAACAACCACCAUGGUGGCAGGGAUGACCAUCAUGGUGCAGACGAUGCAGGCCAUCCAGGGCACGCAGCAGGUCCUCGGCGAGAACCCGAAUCAGAGGAGAACGUUGAUCCGGUGGCAGUCCUUCGCCGUCGGGUCAACCAAAUCAUCGCGGGCAAUGGCGGUGACCACUUCUGCACCUUCCUCGACGCCAACGGCCCCUCUGAGAUGUCGGCUCGCUUGAUCGAGGGAGUGAACAAGGUCACCGGUGAGCGACGCACUAUGGUGCAAUGGGAGGCUCCCGCCUUCGCCCGACAUCUUCAUGGACAAGAUCUUGUUGACGAGGACUCGGAGGUGAGCGGCAACGAGAAGAAGAAACGAAGAGCUACUCGUCUUCUGCAGGACACCUAUGGGAGGCCUGCUUCUCAGAUGGCAAGGCGCCUGACGGUUUUCGAGGUCGGCGCCCAGCAGCACCUUCGACGAGACGACGGCUGUGGCGCGGAGGUGGUCUUCUUCAACCAGAGGCACUGGUCGAACUUCUCCCGGGAACGAGACAGGGACGUCUUCCAACGACUGGCAGGGCGAUCUUUUGCUUUCUGGGGAUGGGAGGGAGGAGUGCCAGCUCGUCUACGACGACUUCAGCGACACGCUGGCGUGGCCUUUAUUGACCAGCAGGGCGACGAGGCGGCAACCGUGAUCACCCACAACAUAACUGGCCCCGGCCUUGUGUUGCUUCAUCAAGGCACUACGGUCUGGGUUGCGAUGAGGGCAUGGCGGCACGGCGGCGCGGCUGUGGAAGUGCAACAUGUGCCACUGACGGAGCCGGUGGAAGAGCCGGAAGAAAGUCCUCGACAAAUACUCGUGGAGAACCAGGUGCCGGCCGAGAGAGAAUCGAGGCCACGAAGAAUUUCCAUUCAGAGCGCCGCCGUGCCAAGUGAGGAUAGUGAGGCCUUGACGGAGCGCGGUGAUGAGAGCCAGCUUCCGCAUUUCUUCGUGAGAGACCAGGUCUUGCACCUCUUCUUGAAGGACCAGGACCUGGCGACGCAAGCUCUACCCGAGACCUUCGCGAGAAGACGCCCGUGGAGACCGAGACCGCGGUGGCACCCCGACGAGAUCCUCCUGCUCGACGUGGCUCUUGUUCACCUGUGCCUCAGAUUCAGACGAGCGCAGCGAGAACACUUUGAGGAGUGGAGCGCGUGCUGGGAGUUGAGGAACCCGAACGAGGAGGACCUCCCUCACGCAGAGAACGAGUCCGGAGGGCCUGCUCCCACGGAACCUACUGUGCCAAGCUCUGGUGAACCUCUCCCUCGAGAAGGAACUAACGCCUACACCAUGGACUUCCUGACCUUCGAGAACGUGCGGUUUCUGGAGGUGCUCUUUGCCUUCGAGUUGAAGCUGCGCGUCUUCGUGGCCGCCCGGAACGAUGAGUUCAACAUGAAGCACGCCGCUGCCGAGGUCUGGAAGGGCGCAGAGGCCCAGAGGCUCAGGGAGAAGUAUACACUUCGAAGCCGAAUGGUCCGGCGGAAAAAGCUGAUGCCUGGCGUCGGGUGCUUCAGUCGGUGGUGUGUGUUGGGCUUAGACGAUCCCGACGGGGACAACCUGUUUGCAGCUACACAUCAGUCCGAGGUGAUCAACCUUUUCUUCGAGGCGGCCCUGGACUUGGGACUGAAUGUCGUCUUUGGCGACGUCACCUCUGCCUUUUGUCAGGGCAAGAAGCUGACCAGAGCAAGAGGGCAACUCUUCGCCUCUCCAUGCGAGGGAACUGGGCUUGAUCCCGGCGACCUUGUGGAGUUGAUGGUGGCCGUCUACGAGUCUACGGCUUGGACGAUGCACCGGUUCAGUGUUCACUGGGCCGAGACCGCUCAGGAGAACGACCUUGGCUUUCGUCUCUGCGUCACGCAGGUCGACGACUUCAACGUGGCGGUUCGGGGAGACCGAGAGGAGGAACUUCUGGUCAAGGCGAUUGACUUGAGCCGCGGCAGACGGGCCCAAAAGGCCUCUGAACUUCUUCUGAAGGAGUUUGAGGACUUCCUGUCCAUGCUCUACAAGGUUUCUUGGGUGGCACACCAGACGAGGGCGGAAGCGGCCGGCAUGGUGAGCAUCAGGAGCUCGCGACUUCCCCAGGCCAAGAUCUUCGACAUCAUCGUCCUGAACAAAAUGGUGGGGCAUCUCCGUUCGACCGCAAAGCAAGGCAUUAAGUUGCACUGCUUCGACACCGAGGAGAUGUGCUUCAUUGGCAUCAGUGACUUCGGAGGAGUGGACCGCCUCACUCAGAACCACGACGCCAGCGGCCUGAUCGAGGAUCCGGUGCAAGGCGCGUGGCUUGUGCUGGGCUGCAACAAAGUGCCGGCUCACGUCGAGCAUCUUCGAGUGUUAGUGCUGACCUGGAGGUCCACGAAGCUGAAGCGACGGGUGACCUCUACCCUGGCCUCAGGGACUCUUUCGUUUGCACAGUGCCUUGGAAAACUGGAGUGGGUGCAGGUGCUGUACCGCGACAUGGUCUUCGGGGGCCGCAAGCAGGACAGGCGGACUGCUCUGGAACUCGCCUCGAUCGUGGAUGCGAUGAGUCAUUCUGGGGUCUUGUCAGGUGGACACCCCAUCAACGAAUGGUGGCUGAUGGCCACACGAAGGCAGACUUGGCCAAACAGAAUGGCGCGAUGCUGCAUUUUCUUCGUACAGGAGUUCUUCACAUCGAUGAUGAAAGAACUGAGCUCCUGCGACGACAAGGACAAGAGGGCAGAUCUAGGACUCGAGCGGCUACUUGCCGGUUCUGCAGAGGCCUCCAACAUGGCUAUGUCUUUUAACAUGUCAGUGGCGCUGUUGCCGGACUGCAUCAUAGAGCUCAAGACCAAGAGCGAGCUUCAAUCCAGAUGCCCGCAGAAGAUGUACAAGAUCGCCAUCCAAAAGCUCUUCAGUAUGGGUGAUGCCGACGGAGCCACACAGGUCUGGAAGCGUGCGCGCCAGCUAUACCGCGGGUCCACGCGCAUGUUUCCAGACAUGCUGCCUGAAGAGGAGGCCGCCAUUCCUUGGCCUUCUGCGCUGCAGACGCCAACUGUUUGGGUGCGUGGUUUGCGUGAGCAGCCGUUCUGGGAUUGCCACAAGGCUUGGCCAUUCGUCCGUACCCUGGAGGCCCAUGCAAGCCGAAUUCUUAGCGAAGCCAAGGAGGUGGCACCAAAAUUGACGAGAGCAUAUCCAUACCUUUUCACUCAAGGAUCUUGGCAAAACCUUUUCCUUUUCAGGGGCCGCACCUGGAACACAGAAGUCUGUCGGAUCAUGCCCUGGACUUGCCAUCUCCUUAUGCCUGAGAUUCCUACCAAGCCUGGUCUCCCGAUAGUCGUCCCCAACAACGAGGAGAUUGUGCUCUUUCGUUCCAUGGAUGGUGCCUAUGUGGGGCCUCACAGUGGCGCAGUCAACAACCAAAUCAAUAUCCACUUGACCCUAAAAGGAGGCCAGGGUGCUGUUUUGGACGUGGCUGGAGAUCGUCGAGAGCUGCAGGAAGGAAAGGCGAUGUGCUUUCAGGACAGCUACCUGCACAGCCUGGAGCAUAAGUGCGAGAAGGAUUCUGACAAGUGCCAGGAACGAUUGUCACUGGUGGUGCGUGUUUUGCACCCAGACUUCGACACGCAGAGUCUCCAUGGGCUAAGCGCUACAGAGGGAGAAGGUCCUCUUGAUGGCUUCAGUGAGAGCACGGCGCUCAAGGCAGAGCUCUCACGGUUGCGCGAGCAAUACCGGAAACUGUCUGCUGGCUCCGAGGAUUUGGGAGGUGAGGAGCCGUGCAGGGCACCUUUGCCUACAACGUCGGAAGUGCAAAAUGCCGGCGAGCUAUUCACGUUCUUGAGCCAGGAGUUCCACGGGUGGAAGCAUGCGGAUUUCGAGGAACCUAUUGAUGCCAUAGUCGUGCUAUCAAACUGGUAUGACCGAGUCUCCAAAGUCAAAAAAGUGUUGGAGCUGGCAGCUACUGCCCGCAAUGCCCCAAUCAUCGUGGUAGGGGGACGCGGACGACUAAGCUCGAUCCGUGCUGCCGAGCUGGACGGAGAAGCCCACGUCACGCUGGCCAGUCUUCUCGUGCUUUUGGAGGUGCCAGGGGAGCUUGGGACCAUUGUCACAAAUCGGGUUGUUGCCAUCAGCUGCAACGAAUGCCCCACACCCGAGCUUCGAGCUAAGUGCGGAUGCGUGGGCAACACUGGCUUCAACACCGAUCGUUUCUUGGAUUGGGCUGCGCUCCAUCUGCCGCCGCUGCCACACCGACCUCGGAGGGUUGUGUUUGUUGAGGAGUCCUUCCUUGUGCGUCGUGUCGCUGCCACUGUCCUGGGCCGGCUCUCUGGCUUCACCUCUCCAAGGCACGUUCACAACCAUUCGACCAUGGAGGUGAGCAUUGUCAACGCCAGGGAAGCUCAAGCCCUGGACCAACUACUUCAGGUGCAUGAAUCCAUGCCUUGCGCCAUGAUGCAUUUGAUGGCGGACGAGGUUGUUCGAUUGGAGAAAUACUCCGGCCAAGCUGCAGGCUCUCCGCAGCUGUUCUCAAAGUCCAUGUUCCUUGGGAACGUCAAGGCAGCACUCUCCAGCUGCAAGGCUGGGCUUCAAGAGGCUCGAUGUGUAGAUGGGCACAACUCUUCCAGUGAGGAGUUUCAGAGGGUCUUGGGUUUGGGCAAGGAGCUCUCUGCUAGAUAUGCCGCGCCCAUGGACAAAGUGGCCGGGGACAGGCGGCUAUUCUGGAGAUGUGUUGCUCCAAGGGAUUCGGAGGGUACGGCGGCGACUUGGACUGUGCCUGAAGCGCCUGGGGAGGCGUGGGGAUUUUGGCGAAAGGCCCGCGAUGCAGACUGCAACACCUGA